ACCGGAUGGAGAACUUCACUCCGGUGCUCCAAGGGGCUUUAGUGCCCGUGCAGUCGCCCGAAGUCUGUAGCGGGGCGUUCAACAUCAGCGUCGCCUUCGAGAACAGGAUCUGCGCCGGCGGAGGACCGAACGGCUCCGACACGUGCUCCGGGGACUCCGGCGGACCGCUGCUGGCGGCCGCGCGCAGCCGGUUCUUCCAGACGGGCGUCUCGUCGUUCGGGGCGCAGUUCUGCGGCCUGAGCGCGGCCGCCUACACGCGAGUGGCCGACUACAUCGACUGGAUACAGCAGGCGAUCGCCACUAACUGACACGACGGCAGCCGCGGCGUCCCCAGUCUUUGCUCCCUGCCUAUUGGAGUAUAUAUGGCCGUAUUGGAGGGGCUUCGGAAGAUUUCCCGCAGCGCUGCAGCGGACAAGAGUGCUCUCAGUCUGCUCAAUAAACACAUAAAAUCUCCAUGCGUUACCGAGGCAUUUACAAGUCUGAGGCAUCCAGGGCCUGUCGUUGUGUGCGGUGGUUGGGCUUUCUCUCAUUAUUUCACGAGGAAGGUGAAUAAUGUAGUACAUGGUGAUAUCUAAUAAUGUAAUGAUAUAACUCACCAAUAAGUGAAUAAUAUGUUUUUGUUGGUUGGCUAUGCGCCAUGAAAGUGAACUUGCAACAAAUCAGAAAAGACAACUAGCUUUUAAAUCUGCCAAACUUCACCAUAUCAUGACUAACUCCAAAACAGAUACGUCAAAUCUAUCUAUCACUGACGGCAACAUGAUGUGGGAUAUGAGUCAUUACCAACGUUGUUGCUUAUGUUGUAACCUUUUUCAUGCCAGCCCUGAUUUGGCGUACAGGUAGACUGCAUCUGUACUUAGAUCCCUUCAACCUCUUAAACCCGGCGGUCUCAAAACCUAAGCACCGAUUUGUUAGGAAUUCUCGUAAAAAAACGCCUUCUCAUGGUAUAAUAAUCUACCAAAAACUAAAAGAUCAGCGAAGUGCUGGUGCGGCAAAAGCAAGAAAUAAAUGAAAGGCAAGCAACCGGAAAGGCAAGGUCUCGCGUCGCCCAACAUAAUACAGUUUGCGUAAAGUGGAGCUUUUACUUUUUUGUUUCCUUGGUCCCAUGAUUGCGCGCCGGAAC
This is a messenger RNA of Pollicipes pollicipes, 1120 nucleotides long. Its product is annotated as CLIP domain-containing serine protease B15. Lineage: Eukaryota; Metazoa; Arthropoda; Thecostraca; Pollicipedomorpha; Pollicipedidae. The record is from RefSeq and is a predicted model, not a curated record. Gene Ontology annotation, molecular function: serine-type endopeptidase activity. Gene Ontology annotation, biological process: proteolysis.